AUGCCGCUCUUUAUUAAUAGAGACCAGAUUUUCGCCCAUCAAGUCCACCUUCUAGAGCACAAACUACGGAGUAAGGAGGAGCGAAUUCUGGAGUUGGAGACCGAGAACGCUCUCCUUCAUUUGAGGCUCGCUGAGUGUUUGGGUAAACUUCAUCAUCAGAGAGAAGUGGAAAUCCAUUUCCAGAGACAGAAACAUCAGCAGCAGAGAAAGGUGCAGAAGUCCACACAUGCAGCUCUCUCCAAACUUCUCUCUGAGGUCCAGAUACUGAAACAAGGCCUGAGGGAUGUUUUCUCGAUCUACGUGGGGUUUGCUAAAGAGCUGGAGGACCAAAGCAAACAGCUGUUUAAAUAUGUGGGCACUGCCAAAAAGCAGGAUCUCCAAACUGACGACCUUCAGAAGCUCCAGGUUCAGGUGACUACACUUGAGCGCUCCUUACUGGAAGAGAAGGAGAGGUGCAGAGAGGAACGGGUGAGGAGGAGGCUGCUCCACAACACGCUGGUUGAGCUGAGGGGGAAUAUCAGAGUUCACUGUAGGGUACGCCCAAUUCUGCACUUUGAUCAAACCCCAGGAUCACCCACAGCCAAAGGGUCUUCAUCAUGUGAUGCAGUGGUGCAGGCCAUCAGCGAUGACUCUGUUAUUGUGAACUGCACCAAACCCUCAAGUCCUAUAACAAACAAAAUAUUUGAGUUUGAAAGAGUUCAUGGUCCAGAAGACAAUCAGGAGACUGUGUUUAAGGAGGUGAAGCCCCUUCUGACCUCUCUACUUGAUGGGUAUAAUGUCUGUAUCAUGGCAUAUGGCCAGACGGGCAGUGGAAAAACACACACAAUGAUUGGCUCUCAGUGUGAGGAGGCCAGUGCUGCAGUGCAGGACUCUGAACUAGGCAUCAUCCCAAAAGCAGCCAAUGAGCUGUUCAAGCUGAUCUCUGAGAAGCCAUCAGGCAGUCAUACAGUGGAGAUGUCAGUGGUGGAGGUCUAUAAUAAUGAAGUUGUGGACCUGCUGGCCAGAGAUGAAGAUGGGGCGACGGUUGGGGUGAAGAGAGAGGUCAUUACCACCAGCACAGGCACCAGUGAGGUGCCCUGCCUCUCACAUGAGCUGGUGCGGAGCUCUGCAGAGGUGAUGCAGCUCAUCAGUUCUGUGCUGAAACUACGAUCUCACAGUCCCACGCUGGUUCACAUGGACUCCUCAAGAUCUCAUUUCAUCGUCACUCUGACUGUCACCUCCAAAAGCCCAGAUGCUCUGGCUGUAGCUCGUAGGCUUCAAAAUGCCAGACAGGACGUCCAGCGAGUGUCUCAGAAAGAGUGGUGGAGCCCGCGCUGCCGCAGGGCCGCCUCUUCACGCUCCUCUAGCCCCGCCUCCUCACCAUGCCACUCACCCUGUCACUCACCAUGCCCUUCUCCACGACCCAGCAUUACACAGGCGCCGCUCAAGACCAAACUGCAGCUGGUGGAUCUGGCUGGCAGCGAGUGUGUGGGGAUGUCAGGAGUGACGGGAGCUGCUCUGUGGGAAAGUUCAUGUAUAAACCGCAGUCUCUCAGCUCUGUCUGAUGUUCUGGGAGCUCUAGCUGAACGGAGGCCUCAUGUACCCUACCGAAACAGCAAACUAACACAUCUGCUACAGGACGCCAUAGGAGGAGAUGCCAAGCUCCUGAUAAUGCUGUGUGUGUCUCCCACUCAACGCUUUCUCACUGAAUCUCUUCAGUCCCUGGGGUUUGGUGCCAGAGCCAGACAGGUCCAAAGAGAGCCACCACGCAGGAAAAACACCGCUCUGAAGAUCAAGUGACCAGCUGGGAGACGCUAAACAUUGUCUAAAAGGAUUUGAGAUUUGAGCUUGUCCAGUUUUGUCCACUUCCAGAGAUCAUUGAUUAUUCUUUCAGCAGCAUUCUUUGUUAUUGUGUAAACAUUUGUUGUGUCAUGGUGGUUCAAUGUGUUCAGACCUCAUUCUUGAAGACGUGUUGUUGAAAGGCAUUAGCUAGCUAGAGUUCUAACUUUUAAGUCUAUAUUGUAUGUUUGGUUUUGGUAAAACAAUCAGCUGCUACUCUUUGUAUCAUAUUUUGAUUGUCUGUUUUUGCAUUCAUAAGAAAACACUGUGACCUUUUUUUUCCCCAAAAUAUUAGUUGAAUGUUCUCCCGGCAUUCGCGUGGGUUUCCUCCAGGUGCUCCGAUUUCCCCCACCGUCCAAAGACAUGCAGUACAGGUGAAUUGGGUAGGCUAAAUUGUUUGUAGUGUAUGAGUGUGAAU
Molecule: messenger RNA, 2236 nt
Organism: Danio aesculapii
Lineage: Eukaryota; Metazoa; Chordata; Actinopteri; Cypriniformes; Danionidae
Gene: kif25
Product: kinesin family member 25
Exons: 15
Coding region: 1-1779 (592 amino acids)
Biological process (GO): microtubule-based movement
Molecular function (GO): ATP binding; microtubule binding; microtubule motor activity
Source: RefSeq, a predicted model, not a curated record